UUACAGGAAAGGCUGAACCAGGAGUAUGAAGACGAACAACCGGAACCGCAGUUCAGUAGGUGCUGGAAGAUGGCCUUCUUCGGCCCCACGCUGGCCUUCCUGGUCCUGGCGCUGGCGGUCAUCUCGCUGGGAAUCCUGUUCAGCGCGCGCGCCAUCACCGUGACCACGGCCCAGGGCCCCCUACAAGGCCGCCAGCUGGACGUGAUGGGACGCCGGGUCUUCGCCUUCCUCGGCGUGCCUUACGGCCAGAGCACGGCCGGUCGAAGCAGGUUCGCGCCCGCGCUGCGGGCCCUCCACUGGGAAAAGAAGCUGGCCGUCUCGCUCGGCCCGCCGUGCCCGCAGGGAGCCCUGCCUGCGGGCUUUGAGCCGUUCGAAAUGGAGCCCAGCGAAGACUGCCUGCACCUGAACGUGUGGACACCGCACCAGCCGGACAAGUGUAAAAUGACGCAGUGCCCGCUGCUGCCGGUGCUCGUGCUGCUGUACGGCAGGGACCUGGAGAACGGCUGGAACGGUGCCUACGACGGCAGCAUGCUUGCCUCCAUGGGCGACGUAGUGGUGGUAGUGCCCAACUUCCGCCUCGGGGUCUUCGGCUUCCUCAACGCAGCCUCCAGUGACGCCCCCGGCAACGUGGCCCUCUUGGAUCAGGCCCUGGCAUUCCACUGGAUCAAGGAAAACAUCGCCUCCUUCGGCGGAAAUUCCUCCGAGGUAACCCUCCUGGGCCACGGAUCGGGGGCCACGUCGGCGGGCUACCACCUGCUGAACCAGCGGGACAGAGAGCUUCAAUGGCUGCUGCGGCGCUUCAUCUUCCACUCGGGCACCCCGUUUCGCCUGACCAGGGACAACACGGGCCGUGCCGGGGACAACUUGAGGUCCCUGGCACGACGACUGGCGUGCGCCCGUCCGAACGCCGCCGAGUUGCUCUCCUGCCUGCGGAACAGGAGUUCCUCGGAGAUCACCGCCGCUGCCGCCGGGAUGAAGCAAGAGCUCGGACUGCAGAUCGGGCCGCUGUUUGGGCCAAGCUUCAACGCGUACCCGCUCGAAGGAAGCGAACCCUGGAGGCUACACCAACUGCUCUCUCGGCAGGUGGAAAACCGAGACAUUCUGGUGGGCAGCGUGUUCAGCGACGGUGGCCAGUGGAUCCGAUCUUACGAGGAGGCCGGCGGAGAGGAAGAUGGUCGCCGGCGUAGGAAUCUUGAGUCGUUGGUGCAGAUGUGCUCCAGCCAGCUGGAUCAGCUCCAACUUCCCAACCAAAACCGCGUAAGUGUCGUGACACCUGUACGCGUACAUGCCUUCGAAACAAUGGAUGGGCGCAUCGACACCUUAAAUUGGGUGGUGGCUUGCACCACCAAGCCAGUGAUGAUGAUUAUGGUGAUAAUAAUCGUGCUGUUUCUUCCCCGUGGAUAUACUGGUCGAGCCAGGUCGCGGUCGAAGAAUCCUCGUACUUUCUUGCCCGGACUAAUUCUUAUUCCGCAGCCCUACCUGUUGUCCCUCUACGAACUGAACAACGAGGUUCCCGAGCGGUCACCGUCUUCGAGACUGAUGCAGUGGCAACGUCUCUUGGCCGACGUGUUCUUCGUCUGCCCCGUGCUUUUCUGGGCUACGGAAUUGUCCCGCGUCGGCAGCAAGCUGCGCAUGUUUCGCUUCAGCGACGUGCCAGACCAGGCGGGAACAUUCGUCGACGACCUGAGCCUAGUUCUGGGAGGACCGCUGCUCACCAAGUCGGCGUCGCGACAGCAAGGAGACCUCAGCUUCAGAGUACUGCGCACUUGGGUGUCCUUUGCGAGGGACGGGGACGUCAAAUGGCCCCAGUUCAAGGCGUGGGCCCCGGUGAUGCUGGACAUUCUGCCGUCGGGAUUCGUCAUCCGCAAUCUCUCCGAAGUAGUGACCCGCUGCCGCAGACUCUACCCGGUUCUGUACAGGUGGCAGAGCCAUCAAACACAGCCUCGGCCUCAGACCCCCGUGGACACAACCCUACCUGCUUCGUCCACCGAGGCGUAGGCGGACGUCAUACUUGCCCGCCUGCGAAUAGAAUUUCGUUUGAUGACGCAGCUAUGCCGAUUAGCGCGUAUUGGCGAUAAUUUAUACAACGAGGCUUUCGCCCGAUGGCCAGGCAUCGGUUAGGCACGCGGCAAGCUGAGAAGGCCUCAUAUGUGGAGUGUACGCGUUUCGUUUUAAGAAUGGUUGCUUUCUAUCGAUGUUUGUACUCGUGUAUUCAAUUUGUUGUGGUCCCACUCCUGUCUCUUGCGCUAGAUAAAAGGGAUGGAUCUGAAUGGUGGUUAAUAUUUCGAGACAAGCUAAUAAACAAAAUCUCGUCUAGCGUUGUCAGGUGCUUUACGUCUGUGGGAGGGGGUACUGGUACCUGUACCAUAACCGUUAAAUUAGUGGGGGUGGGGCUGAUAAGGAAACGCCGAGCCAGUAGUAUAGUCCCACACCCCCCAGCAUUGCUUUGGACGUUUAGGUAGAAAUUACUUCAGGCAGAUUUGAAGAUAGUGCUCCAGCACAGGAA
Messenger RNA from Ixodes scapularis (black-legged tick), 2506 nucleotides. RefSeq names its product cholinesterase. Bases 70 to 1998 code for a protein of 642 amino acids. Gene Ontology annotation, biological process: acetylcholine catabolic process; choline metabolic process. The record is from RefSeq and is a predicted model, not a curated record. The transcript has 7 exons. Gene Ontology annotation, cellular component: plasma membrane. Gene Ontology annotation, molecular function: acetylcholinesterase activity. NCBI's taxonomy places the organism in Eukaryota, Metazoa, Arthropoda, Arachnida, Ixodida, Ixodidae.